GUGCAGGAACUCAUCCCGUUUUGCUUUUGCAUUUUUUGAUUUUCUCCUCCUAGAUUUUCUCGCAGAAUUAUAUAUGAAGAAUAUUUAUAAUCCGGAUAUAAAUCCGGAUAUAAAUCCGAUGCUAAUAUUUAAUUAAGAAUCAUCAUGAAUUUUACGCCAGAAUCGCGUCGAGUAAUUUACAGGAUUGUUACGAUUCCAUUUUCCACGUUAUUUUUAUUACAAAAUUGUAAUGAAGUAAAUAUACUCAAGAAAGUUUCUGUGCAGGAACUCAUCCCGUUUUGCUUUUGCAUUUUUGAUUUUCUCCUCCUAGAUUUUCUCGCAGAAUUAUAUCUGGGAAAUAUUUAUAAUCCGGAUAUAAAUCCGGAUAUAAAUCCGAUGCUAAUAUUUAAUUAAGAAUCAUCAUGAAUUUACGCCAGAAUCGCGUCGAGUAAUUUACAGAAUUGUUACGAUUCCAUUUUCCACGUUAUUUUUAUUACAAAAUUGUAAUGAAGUAAAUAUACUUGACGUUCAAAUUGAAAUUUGAACCAUUGCCCAACAAGGUGUAUCAAGGGGAGUUAUACA
Molecule: messenger RNA, 561 nt
Organism: Rhizophagus irregularis DAOM 181602=DAOM 197198
Lineage: Eukaryota; Fungi; Glomeromycota; Glomeromycetes; Glomerales; Glomeraceae
Source: RefSeq, a predicted model, not a curated record